This is a messenger RNA of Alosa alosa (allis shad), 1551 nucleotides long. It is a transcript of the gene rcn2, whose product is annotated as reticulocalbin 2. Lineage: Eukaryota; Metazoa; Chordata; Actinopteri; Clupeiformes; Clupeidae. Gene Ontology annotation, molecular function: calcium ion binding. Gene Ontology annotation, cellular component: endoplasmic reticulum. The record is from RefSeq and is a predicted model, not a curated record. Bases 128 to 1063 code for a protein of 311 amino acids. The transcript has 8 exons.
GUGUUCCCAUCAAAAGUCACGGCUCGGUUUCUCCCAUGGCAACCAAUUUAGUGGGAGGGCGGGAUAAAAAAAUAUUCUCACUCCCAGACUGAAGUUGCAGAACUGACUUUCAAGUGCCAUUAUCAAGAUGAAAAUAUUUGGAUUCACACUUGCCUUGUGUGCAUUACACUAUGUCUGUGGAGAAAAUGCCCACACAGUGUUCCAUGAAGAUCAUUAUGUUGAUGGGAAGCAUAAUCCUGAACAUGAUAUGAAUGCUUUUCUGGGCACUGAGGAUAAAGAAGAGAUUAAAAAGCUGAGUCCUUCAGAGCAGAAGAAAAGACUUGGGGAAAUCAUUAAGAAGAUUGAUGCAGAUUCGAACAAAUAUUUAAGUGCAGAGGAAAUUACUGUGUGGAUUCAGAGGGUGUACAGGAAAUACGCACUGGAUGAUGCAAAAGAGCGCUUUCCAGAUUUCGACACUAACCGAGAUGGGAUUGUUUCCUGGGACGAGUAUAACAUGGUUAUGCAUGACCACUUAGUUGUAGUGGAUGAAAACACCAUUCUCGAAGACCCUGAGGAAGAAUCCCUCAGAUAUUUACACUUAAAGGAGAAGAGACGUUUUGACUUUGCUGAUGUGGACGGCUCACCUGGCCUGAACUUGACUGAGUUUCUUGCCUUCACUCACCCUUCAGAAGUGGACCACAUGGCUGAUUUUGCCAUUGAGGAUGUGCUGGUUGAAUAUGACACAGAUCGAGAUGGAUUCAUCAGUUUGAAAGAGUUCAUUGGAGAUCUUCGCCCCGAUGGAGGUGACCCAUCGCAGUGGGAGAUAGAAGAGACAGUGCGCUUCAAGGACCUGUACGAUCAGGACGGAGACGGCAAACUGAACAAGGAAGAGCAGCUGCGCUGGGUGGCUCCCAACAGCUACGGCUCCGCCCGUGAGGAGGCCAUUCAUUUGAUCAAGGAGAUGGAUGGGAAUGGGGAUGGUACGCUGUCAGAGUCCGAGAUUUUGAAAGACCAAGAAACGUUCAUGAACAGUGAAGUGACAGAUUAUGGAAGGCAGCUUCAUACGUCUCAUGAUGAAUUGUAGCAUUUCAUUUUACAAAUACAUUUUUUUUUUUUCAAAAAAAAUUGUGCAGUGAAUGUUUUUUCUCAACUCAUCGUUCCACAUUAGUAAUGAAAAACAGUUGAAGAUGGCUUGUGUCACCAAAUUACCAAAAUGACUUUCACCAACUGUUUCACACAGGCAGAUCAUGUGUCUAAUUUGUCAGGAUUAGAAUACACAAUGAGAAGCAAAUUGUUGAAGUGUUUAGUGGUCCUAUUGGUCAGCCUGAUGCUCUGCCUUUGAGCAUAUUCCUUUUCUCUGGGCUAAGCUCAAUAAUCACAUCCUUGUCCAUCCAUGUCUUUCAAAGUCUGUCCUCUGUAUAUGUUAGUAAGCGUGUCCACCUUAUUAGAAUUCUCAUCCACCUGCUGUACUUUGACAACAAAAGUAUUGGUUGACUUAUUAGUCAGGCAAUUGUCAGAAUACCUCCAUAAUUGUUUUGAAUAAAAGCAGUAAUUAUUGACUUGUUCAUGAAA